AGGAUUAUUUUCACUUCAAACCAUCCAAAGGGUUUAACAGUCGCUCUUUUCUGUUUUGUAAAAGUUGCGGCAUUAUUGUGUUUGCAAAUCCAGGUGAAGAGUUUCAUGGCAGUCCAGUCUGUGAGACUUGUGACAGCCAACAUGUUGCUGAGUGUCUUCUUUCUGUCUGCCAAUGAGAAGCCAAGGAGCGACGGCAUCCAGCAGCACUGCUGUGUGAUUGGUGCAGAGGUGGAUUCUAGGGGAAUUUUUGAGAGGAAAAGUUGCCACAUGGUGCAAAGUGAAUCCAAGUGAAUAUAUAUAGUUGACAGAUUUGGGGACACCAGACGAGGAGUGUUCUGCCAUGUAUGCUGGUGGCCACUAGGGGAAUACGCUUCCCUAGGCUUUUAUGCGUCACACACACACACACACACACGUACACGCGCACACACACACACACACACACACACACACACACACACACACACACACACAAUGCUUGCCAUAUCAUCCUUAUAAGGUAUGCUCUCUGUUUAUACAUUAUAGGAAGUCGACUUGGUUUUAAAGUGUGACAGUUCAAAAGGGAAGUUGGUUUGUAAAACUUGAAUGAAUUUUAUUAUUUUCACUUCAAACCAUCCAAAGGGUUUAACAGUCGCUCUUUUCUGACGCGGGCUAUUUUGGUAAGAAAACAUCAUUUGCUUUGAUUCUUGUCUAUCUCAGAGUCGUUGUCUGUUACUGAACUCGGGACAUUGUGUCUGUGCAGAGCAGGAUGAAUGCUUUGUAAAAGUUGCGGCAUUAUUGUGUUUGCAAAUCCAGGUGAAGAGUUUCAUGGCAGUCCAGUCUGUGAGACUUGUGACAGCCAACAUGUUGCUGAGUGUCUUCUUUCUGUCUGGUGCUUACGCUGCUUGUGAUUAUGUGGCACACCUUUCAAUUACAACACCUCAGAAGAUGGAAGCACUGAGUGGAUCCUGUCUGCAUAUCCCAUGUACCUUCACUCCUGACGAAAGCUCAGGGACAUUUGACGGAACAAAACCAAUCUCUGGAAUGUGGAUAAAAAGUAACCCCUAUUUUGGCAGCACUCCAAAUAAUGUCAUUUUCGACAGCAGCAGGAGUGAUAAUAUCUAUCCAAUGAAUAUCACUGGAGACAUGCGUCAGAACAACUGCACCACUUUAUUUUCCAGUUUAAUCUCAAAUUACACGAACACAUACUUCUUCAGAAUUGAGAAUAAGCCAUAUAUGGCAACAGCUGUUUGUGAUCUUCUUCAAAUAAAAGUUAAAGAUUCUCCUCCGAGCCCCACAAUUGAGAUCUCAGGUGAUGUGAAAGAGAACGUGUCUGUCACUAUAAGCUGCUCCGCUGCAACUCCCUGUCCACACGACCCUCCUCAACUCACCUGGACUCUCCAACAAAACCCCGACAACAUAAUAAAGGAAAACGCAAAUCGGACCUUCACAACUAAAAUCCAGAAGACCUUCAUUCUGUCAGACCAACAUGAUGGAUUGAACAUCACCUGCUCUGCCAGUUAUCCUGUGAAUGAAGGGACAGAUCACAAGACAGCAGAGGAGACAAAGACUCUCAAUGUUUCAUAUGCUCCCAAGAACACCUCAACGUCCAUCAGUCCAUCCUCAGGUUGGGCAACAGACAGCAGGGUGAACCUGAGCUGCUCCAGCACAGCCAACCCUCCCGUCAGCAGCUUCACCUGGUUCAAGAAGAGCAACGAUGGAGCCGUCAGAGUGUCUGAAGGAAGAUGUUACAGCUUCAAUGUGACAGGUGGAGGGGUUUAUUACUGUGUGGCCACAAAUGGUCUCGGUAAUCAAACCUCUUCAGACAUCCAGCUCACUAUAGAAGGCAACUUUAGCUCUCAUCAAUUGUGGAAAAUUCUUGGAGUAUUCGUUGGGGUCAUCAUUCUCACCAUCCUGGUUGUCUGCGUUUGGCGUUUAAAGUCAACACGUCCAACUGCACUAAAGACUCAGAGUCAAACAGCUGAAGAGCUAGCUGUUCAAGAAUCAGCAACAGAAACAGAAGAAGACAUCCAUUACGGAGAGAUGGACUUCUCCAAGCGGAGACCUGAACAGCCCUCAGAGCAGGACGGUGCACAGCAGCAGGAAUCUCUGUACGCACAGGUCAAAGUGCCCGAGACAGCAAACCGCUCAACACCGACUGAUGACGAGGCGCUCUACGCCCAAGUGAAGAGGAAAUGAGUAUCGUCUUGUGAUCACAUUUAGGUUGGAUAAAUAAACUUACAUGUUUUACAAUCUAUGUCUUGAUGUAGAAAAAGACACUGGAGCAAGGGCGGGAAAUGUAAUCUUCACUGCCCAGUGAAAUAAAGGGGAACUUCAAACCUCCACAUCCUGCUGCUCAGAUACUUUUGCAAUGUACAGUUAUAACGUAAUCCGUAUGUGUUAACGACCGUAUAUGGUGUGAUACUGUGUGAUGUCCAUAUUAGUACAAAAGCUCUCAAUAGGGAACUUUUGUAAAUAACAUUAGAAUGACUUAAAGUGAACUUUACACCAGAAGUUCUGUACACACAUUAACGGGGAUUGCAUUUUAUUUUGAAAUGUUAGUGUUAUUUUGUUACAUUUUCUUCUGUUUCUUCUGUAUUUUGUAUCUCGCAUUUUAAUUACUUUAAUAAUGAACAUGAGACAGUUUCUGCAUUUGAAGAUAUUUAUUCAUUGCACUGUAAUAAAAACCCUGGCAUACAACUUCUUAAAAUA
Messenger RNA from Cottoperca gobio, 2688 nucleotides. RefSeq names its product vascular cell adhesion protein 1-like. The record is from RefSeq and is a predicted model, not a curated record. The transcript is spliced from 9 exons. NCBI's taxonomy places the organism in Eukaryota, Metazoa, Chordata, Actinopteri, Perciformes, Bovichtidae. Bases 805 to 2175 code for a protein of 456 amino acids.